Propithecus coquereli (Coquerel's sifaka) is the source of this 1236-nucleotide messenger RNA. It is a transcript of the gene EEIG2, whose product is annotated as family with sequence similarity 102, member B. The record is from RefSeq and is a predicted model, not a curated record. The coding region runs from base 75 to 1157 and encodes 360 amino acids. Lineage: Eukaryota; Metazoa; Chordata; Mammalia; Primates; Indriidae. The transcript has 11 exons.
GGAUCCGGGGCUCGGCCGAGCUGAGGCUGCGGCGCCCGCCCGCGCGCCCCGCUCGCAGGCGCCUGGCUCUCAUCAUGAUGAAGAAGAAGAAGUUUAAGUUUAAGGUGGACUUCGAGCUCGAGGAGCUCUCCUCGGUGCCCUUCGUCAAUGGGGUCCUCUUCUGCAAGAUGCGGCUGCUGGACGGCGGCAGCUUCACGGCCGAGUCCUCCAGGGAGGUGGUGCAAGCGAACUGUGUUCACUGGAGAAAGAAGUUCUCGUUCAUGUGCAAAAUGAGUGCAAGUGCCGCCACGGGCAUCCUGGAUCCUUGCGUCUGCAGAGUAUCUGUGAGGAAGGAGUUAAAAGGUGGAAAAGCGUAUGCAAAGCUGGGCUUUGCAGAUCUAAACUUGGCAGAGUUUGCUGGAUCAGGAAAUACCACUCGUCGCUGUUUACUGGAAGGCUAUGAUACCAAAAAUACAAGACAGGAUAAUUCCAUUCUUAAAGUUUUGAUCAGUAUGCAACUGAUGUCCGGUGACCCAUGUUUUAAAACGCCUCCCUCUACAUCAACGUCUAUACCAAUUGCUGGUGAAUCUGAAUCUCUGCAGGAAGAUAGAAAAGGUGGAGAGACUCUCAAAGUGCAUCUUGGAAUAGCAGAUCUUUCAGCAAAGAGUGCCUCUGUUCCAGAUGAACUUGGUGCCUGUGGACAUUCCAGAACAUCAAGCUAUGCAAGCCAGCAGUCAAAAGUAUCAGGGUAUAGCACAUGCCACUCCAGGUCAUCUAGUUUCUCUGAGCUCUGCCACAGGAGAAAUACCUCCGUAGGAAGUACGUCAACAGGAGUUGAAAGUAUUCUAGAGCCAUGUGAUGAAAUUGAGCAAAAAAUAGCUGAACCAAAUCUUGAUACAACUGAGAAAGAAGAUACAGCUUCAGAAAAACUCAACAGAUGUCCCGCGAAACAAGAUUCUGUAGAAUCCCAGCUGAAGCGAGUCGACGACACCAGAGUGGACGCAGACGCCGUUGUGGAGAAGAUCCUGCAGAGCCAGGACUUCAGCCUGGACUCCAGCGCGGAAGAAGAAGGACUGAGGUUAUUUGUAGGUCCUGGGGGAAGUACAACCUUCGGCAGCCAUCAUCUUCCGAAUAGGGUGGGAUCUGGAGCUUAUGAACAAGUUGUGAUCAAACGAUAGAAGUCAAGCUGGUGAACUGAAGUUGCCCUGUGGAUUUAAGAUGUGGGUAAUUGACGUAUCAAGACAUUUUAUUCAAGCA